AUGUCGCUGCGUCCUCUCGGAUAUCAAUGCAACAUAUCCUAUGCGCAAUUCUUCCGCAAUGGAUCGCAAACAAGACAUAAUAUAACGCAACGUUUAAGGUCCUUUUCUCAGCUGCGCGACGCCCAUUGCACACAUCGCUGGUCUGCGACAAGUCCACAUGCCAACAAAGCUUCGCUUUCGCUACGGAGCUUGCUCAGUGAUCUCUUGAGACCUGCACAUACUCUCCAGGCCCAUGGCAAGGGACCAUGGGCUCAACAAUGUCGCCACGAGACUUCUGCAGCCAAAGAACCGGAACUCUGCGCGCAUUGCGGUGGGAUAACUAUCCCCAAGGCCAGAAGACAUGUCGAACCUGGUAAACAUUCCAGCGGCUGGCACUGCAAAUCGUGUAUUCGGAACACCCGUAUUCAUGGCCAUCUACCAAAUGAGGAGCAGCUUGCAGCGAUCAAUCAGCGGAAACUGGCCAGGGCAUGUGGAGAGGCAAGCAAAAUGAGUCCAUGCAGGCACUGUGGCGAAAUGACUGCUCCGAGAAGUAGCCGUAAAUUCAUUGAUCUGAAUAACCCUUCUGCUGGGUUUCAUUGCCGGACAUGCGUUAGACACGUCAACUAUCACGGUAACCUUCCAACCGAGCAAGAUCUCGCAGCGCUCAAGUACCGCAAACAGAUACGGACUAGGCGCACUUCUACCGCCUCAAAAAAAACUGCAUCAGACAAUUCGAGGGAAGAACCCAUGCCCCACCGCCCUUCCAGGUCCCUCGGCCGUCCCGAGUCUCCCAAACAGAUGAAACAGAGCCGCGGUGAAUACCCCUGCGUGCACUGUGGUGACAUAACCGCCUCCAGCAGCAAACGCAGGCUUGUUGAACCCCAGAAUCCCGCGGCAGGUUAUUAUUGCCAGCCAUGCACACGGUCUCUACUUGUAACAGACGCCUUGCCCAGCACCGUCAAAAUUGCAGCGCUCCGAAAGCUCAGAGCGACGCGUAUGCAAAGCAGUCCCCGAGUAUUGAAAAGCCCCUGUGUCCACUGCGGUGAGACCACUGUCCCUAGCAGCAAGCGCCGACUCGUCGAGUCGAAGAACACUCAAUCCGGGUAUUACUGCCGCGCCUGUGCGGACUGUUUAACCCAAACCAAUUCCCUACCCAGCGAGGUACGCCUUGCUGUUCGCAGAGCGCGAGAGCAGGCCAGGCUGAAAAACUUACAGGCCAGUCUAUCUAAAGAGUCGCAGUCCCCGGUCUCUCCGCAGGACGGAGAACCUACACCAACACAUACGCCCACGGACAAUACCGCAAAGACUUGCGCGCACUGCAAAACCGACGAAAACAUGUCGAGCCUCUGA
Molecule: messenger RNA, 1329 nt
Organism: Penicillium mononematosum
Lineage: Eukaryota; Fungi; Ascomycota; Eurotiomycetes; Eurotiales; Aspergillaceae
Exons: 1
Coding region: 1-1329 (442 amino acids)
Source: RefSeq, a predicted model, not a curated record